UCUUUCUAAUCUUUUACUCCUCUUUCCGAGUUUCAAUUCCUAAUUCCCAACCCAAUGGAAUCAGCAACGCCAACCAUCGGACACACUCAGUCACCCAAGGUUCUAAAAGACGAAAAUGGAACUCUUAUUUUCGAUUCAAACAUGAUGCGAAAUGCGUCACAAAUCCCCAAAGAAUUCCUCUGGCCAUCCAACGACUUAAUUAUCACUGCAGACGGGGAGCUCAACGAGCCUCUCGUCGACUUGUCAGUCCUCAAGAGCGAGGACCACACGGCCAUAGCUCACGCAGCCCAGCUCGUGAGGGAGGCUUGUGUCAAGCACGGUUUCUUCCAAGUAACUAACCAUGGCGUCGAUCAAGAGUUGAUCGAUGCCGCUUACCAAGAGGUUGACACCAUAUUUGGGCUUCCUCUGGAGAGGAAACUAGCCGCUCGAAGGCAGCCAGGUGCUGUGUCCGGCUACUCCGGAGCACAUGCAGAUAGAUAUUCAAGCAAGUUGCCAUGGAAGGAGUGCUUCUCUUUCAAAUAUGCUCACAUCGAUCAUUCUCAUUCGCAAAUUCUUCACUACUUCACUUCUCUCUUCGGUCAGGAUCUUCGUCACUCUGGGAUCGUGUAUCAGAAAUACUGUGACGCAAUGAAGGAGUUGUCUUUUGCAAUCAUGGAGCUUUUGGCCAUUAGUCUUGGCCUUGAUCGUUUGUAUUUUAAGACAUUUUUUGAAGAUGGUGAGUCAAUAAUGAGGUGCAACUCUUACCCUCCUUGCAACAACUCAAGCCUCACACUUGGUACCGGUCCGCACAGUGAUCCAACUUCAUUGACUGUUCUUCAUCAAGACCAAGUUGGUGGCUUAGAAGUUUAUCUUGAUAACAAAUGGUUUGCUGUUCGACCAAGACCUGAUGCAUUUGUCAUUAAUAUUGGUGACACUUUUAUGGCAUUGUCAAAUGGGAAAUACAAGAGUUGUCUACACAGGGCAUUGGUAAACAGGGAGGUGGAGAGGAAGUCAUUGGUUUAUUUUGUGAACCCAAAAGAAGACAAAACAGUGAAACCAACAAAAAAGCUAUGUAGCAGCGAUGAAGAAAGGAAGUACCCAGAUUUCACAUGGUCUGAUUUGUAUGAAUUCACACAAAAACAUUAUAGAGCUGAUGUCUCGACUCUCCAAGGUUUCAUCCCAUGGUUCAUUGCUGGCAAGCCUUCUAAUUACUAGCUUCAUUGCCAUCAUAAUCUAUGUGUAAUAAUCUGGUGUCACCAACUUAGUACGUAGUAACUAUUAAAUGGGAGAAUAUAAUGUUUUGCCAGCAAUAAGUAUGUUUAAUAAUUUUGUGGACUAUGUUUUGUUAU
Molecule: messenger RNA, 1328 nt
Organism: Arachis stenosperma
Lineage: Eukaryota; Viridiplantae; Streptophyta; Magnoliopsida; Fabales; Fabaceae
Product: gibberellin 20 oxidase 2-like
Exons: 3
Coding region: 55-1194 (379 amino acids)
Biological process (GO): flower development; response to light stimulus; unidimensional cell growth
Molecular function (GO): gibberellin 20-oxidase activity
Source: RefSeq, a predicted model, not a curated record